AUGAUGGAGGGCAGUCCGUCGGAGGUACACGUACACAGCAGCAUGGCGAUGGGGCUGCAGGAGAGACCGCCGCUGGAGCUGGUUUCGCACGCCUCUGAAGUGUCCUGCCUCACCAUCAAUGACAACUACGACAUGUGGAAUGCGUCCAUGUACCCCAACCUCAACAGCGGCUUCGAUGCUAGUCUCACGAGCGCCACCACUCCCGAUACUACCGUUGCCCGGUUUGCGCCAGCAAUGCGUCCGCAUCGGAAACAACAGCUCUCGCACCAGAUGAUGCCGCUUCCUGCGCGCGGUGAGCAGACGAUGAGUGACAUUGACUCGGAAGUCGUUCUCUGGGAUCGACCACCAACACAGGAUGUGCUCGGUUCACCCGCUGCCUCAGGCUUGUAG
This is a messenger RNA of Leishmania major strain Friedlin, 390 nucleotides long. RefSeq lists its product as hypothetical. Lineage: Eukaryota; Euglenozoa; Kinetoplastea; Trypanosomatida; Trypanosomatidae. The transcript has a single exon. The record is from RefSeq and is a predicted model, not a curated record. The coding region runs from base 1 to 390 and encodes 129 amino acids.